UAGCAUAGAUCCCUGUGAUCGAUUCAUCACAAGUAACAGGCACCAAUUUAUGCUUUGUCCAAAGUUAAUAAACAACAUUGCAGAGCAGAGAGUGCAUUUGUACUUCAGUCUUGGAACUAGAGUGAAAUGGAGAAAUUCAGGAGCAGUUCAAAAUCCCUGAUGAUGCAUGAAUUCCAGCAACCACCUGAGCAUCAAGUCCAUGCAGCUGGACGAGCUGUUGUUCCCCAGUCUGCAGCACAUGAAUUCCAGGACAGAGGUCAUGACAAGCCAGGCCAAGAUGAGUAUACCCGGAGUCAAAGAAGAAUGUUAAAAAAAUGCCAAAGCAGAUAUCUAGCAAGGAAGUUUUUCUAUCUGUGGGCAAAAAUGACAUUUGGACAAGUUCUCCCUUCCAAAGCCAGGUGUUUUUAUGAUCAGAAGAUUCUUAAAAAAACUUUUGGAGAGUGGAAGGAGCAGUGGACAGUUUGCAGAGAAAAGCUCACCCUCAUCAGAGCAGACAACCAUUACAGGCAUUCACUCCUUAAUUUGAUAUUUAAGGCUUGGAGAGCCUAUGCAUGCCAACAGCAAGGAAAGAGGAACAAGUAUUAUGUUGCAGAGUCUCAUGCAAAGAAACAAACUCUGCUCAGGACCUGGCAGCACUGGCUGGUUUAUGUUGACGUUCAAAGGACAAAACAUGGGAUGCAGUCUGUGGCGCUGGCAUUCAGGGAAAGAAGCUGUUUGCGCAUUUCAUGGGCAGUGUGGAGAAGACAACACUACCAGAAAUGCAGUGGACGUAAAAUGAAUAUUUUGGCUCUGCAGCAUUGGGCCCAGAGCCUGCAAUUUCGAGCUUGGUUGCAGUGGCGAGAGCUGUAUUUAUACACCCAAUAUGAGAAGCAGAAGGACACCAGGGCAGUAACUCACCAUCAGCACUGGGAAUUGAGGAGAUGUGUGAGAGCAUGGCUGGGAUACCUGAACCUCCACAGAGUAAAGAAACGCCAGAAUGAGCUGGCACAGGAGUUUCACCGAAGCCAGACGCUCCGGAGGUGCUUCUGCAAUUGGCAGCUGUCAUGGGAGUGCAGGAGAAGAGUGCAUGCUCACCAAAGGGACCUGGAAAAACAAGCAGCAAGGAUUGCCCUAUGGAGAGUCUUUGCACACUGGAAGCAUUAUGUUGUGCUGUGUGUGGAAGAGGCUCAGCAGUGUGAGCUGGCUGAGAAGCACUACAAGUGUCACCUGUUGGAACUUGGCCUUAAGGGUCUUCGGCAGAAUGUCCUGGACACUCGUCUUCAGCAGAUGAGAACAAAUCUGUCAUCCCAUCAGCAUCGAGUCACAGUGCUGCAGAGGUACUGGAACCGUUGGAAGUCUCGUUUGGAAGAGAAGGAGGAAGAACAGCAGCAGGCUUUAACAUCAGUGGCUCAUGCCCGUUAUAGGAGGGUGUUGAUGCAACAAGCAUUUGACACAUGGCUACUGAAGGUCUGCAAGCUGCAAGAAUAUCGGAUGGGAGAGAAGAAGGCUGUCCUUCAUUUCCAAAGGCGGCUCCUGCGCUGCUUCUGGUGCUGCUGGCGUGAACGAGCAGCUGCACGUUUGGAGGAGCAGAAGGGCUUGGUUUGUGCAGGAGAUCACUACAGAAACCAGCUGCUGCUAAAGGCCUUCUGUCUGUGGAAACAAAAGACUCAGCAGAGAGAAACAGAGAGGCUCAAGGAGACAGAAGCUUUAAGAUUUCACUGUUCAAAGUGUCUGCAGCAGGCUUGGAACAAGUGGAGAGAGUAUGUGGAACAUCAGCGUGAGAAAUGGAGGAAGUUGGUGCAGGCAGACCUGCACUAUCGACAUGUGUUGCUGGGCAAGACCUUGGCAGCUUGGAAGAUUUACCAACAGAACAUACAGUGCAUUCUGUAUCAAGUAGCUGAGAAGGAGAAACAGCACACUCGACUGCUGCUGCGACAGGUGCUGUGUACGUGGAGAGAAAAUGUCCUUGCUCUUAUACACGAAUCUAAGGCAACUAUUCAAGCAGAUGAGCACUACAGGAAAGCAAUCCUGUCAAAGGUGCUGCUGCAGUGGCGAGACACUGCCUGGCUACGAGCGUGUCACCGCCAUCUGAAGGUGACAGCUGUGGUGGAGGCCAGGAAACAUUUGGAGUUAGUGCAUUUACAGAACCUGUUUCUUCACUGGAAGGAAUUAAUGAGGGAGUCUCUGGUGCUGAGGGCUCAGCACCACAGGGCAGCACAGCACCACCAGCAGCACCUGCUCCAGAAGUACCUGGUGAAAUGGAAAAAUUAUCAUCAGCAGUGCCUUGGGAAAAAGCUGCUGCAGAGAAGGGGAGAUGAACUAAUGACUCAUAGACUUUGCUCUGCUUCCUUCUCUUGCUGGAAAACUCGGCUGUUGCAGCAGCAAUGGGAAAGGCAGAAGACAGUGCAAGCAUUAUGGCACUGGUCCCUUUCAGUGCAGAGAAAGGUAUUUGAUGCUUGGCUCAGGUUUGCCAAGGGACAGCAGGAGAGGAAAGAUGGCAUUGAAAAAGUCACAGGAGUUCACCACAAAACUCCUUUGAGAGGAGUAACCCAUGCCUUGAGAAACACUGCUGGCAUUGAACAGCUGCAGGGACAGCUCCAUACCCAGCACCAGCUGGAGAAGCAGGUGACAUUUAAAAAGCCUGAUGUUAGUCCUGAGACAAGAGGAGAUUCAUCAGAGGAAGAGCCAUGGCCUUCAAAAUACAGACAUCUACCACUUCACCCUGCUGAGGGGGGCUCAUUUCUCCGUGACCUGUCAGAGGUGCCCUUUCAGCUAACAUCUGUGAAUAAAUGUCCUGCACAGACUGGGAACUUAAUGCUGACACCUCACGUAGAAGAAAGUACCUGUAAAUGUCUGUCUCACAUGGGUAAUGCUGCUCAUCCCCAUCCCUCUCUCACUUGUGCUCCUCUCCCACUGUGGACACAGGACAUGCACCGAACUGGGCAGGGGCCACAGCUGUGGUCUCCUGCAUCUUUCAUGUCCCAAAUGAAAGCUGGCUCAGAAGAGAGAGGAAGUCAGCCUGUGAAUUGUCACAAAGGAGCCCAUUCCCAAGACUCUGAACAGAAUUCUGUGGAGAAAAAGUUGCGACCAAAUUUGCAGCCACAUUUGCUGUCACCUGAAGAUUUGAUGGGAAAAGGGAGUCACCAGACUGCAGCUGAAGGGGAAAAGAGGGAGCACAGUUCCAGAGAAGAAAUGUUGGAGAGAAAGGUGGAAGCUGAACUCCGACAGAUCCAGCAGCAGAUGCUGUACUACUACAGCAGGAAGCAGGAACUCAAGUGCUGUCAGCAGCAGGCAGAGAUUCUGCAGCAGUGGCUGGAAAUGAGCACACAACCAGGAGCCCAAGAUGGUGUGCAAGGAGUUCAGGAAGAAUUGGGUCAGUUGCAGGUGAGGAUCAGCACUCUCACCCAAGCACAGCUGGCUGACAGACAGCACGUGCAGGCCCUGCUUGCCCGCCUGCGAGACAUCCAGCUUGCCCUGGAUCUGUAGGG
Sturnus vulgaris (Common starling) is the source of this 3467-nucleotide messenger RNA. NCBI's taxonomy places the organism in Eukaryota, Metazoa, Chordata, Aves, Passeriformes, Sturnidae. The record is from RefSeq and is a predicted model, not a curated record.